Molecule: messenger RNA, 825 nt
Organism: Metschnikowia bicuspidata var. bicuspidata NRRL YB-4993
Lineage: Eukaryota; Fungi; Ascomycota; Pichiomycetes; Serinales; Metschnikowiaceae
Exons: 2
Coding region: 1-825 (274 amino acids)
Cellular component (GO): mitochondrion
Source: RefSeq, a predicted model, not a curated record
AUGUCUUUCUCCUCUAUUCGACUGCAACAGGUGAAGAGUGACCCGAAUGACCACCCCCUGGGCACUGUGGAUAUAAAUAAAAUCAACACAGCCGCAGAACCGUCCGGUGAGAACAGCAGUCCAACCCAAAGCUCGGACGAUUUUCUCACCACCAUAUUCGAACAUUUGGAGCCCUACAUAGAUACGUACGACGUGUACAAACAGCUCAUAGAUGCUGGGUUUACGCUGUCGCAGUCGGAUGAGAUCCUCAAUCUUGUGAUAGUCCAGUUGAACUCGAAGUUAACCAAGCUUCUGACUAUCUAUUCGCAGCUCUAUGAGCUCGAAAACGAGCGGUAUUUGUUUGAGAGUGCCCAACAAGAAUUGCACGUAGAUAUCACGCGCAACAGGGAGCAACACAUAAACGACGCCAUCAACCAAAUUAAUGCCUUGGAGAGAGACUACGGUAUCAUCAGUGACGAGCUCAACAACCACUUCAUUCAAAUGAAGAACGAUAUCCAAGUCGCUAUCAAUGAUCAAAAGUCAGAAAACACGUUAAUGAGCAAGAAGAUCAUGUUGCGGAUGCAAGAGACAAACCAUAAAAUCACUACCGAGCUCAAUAUGGCCAUGCGUCUGGAAAUCGAGUCUUUGCGGUGGCACUUGUCACGCUGGGGGUUGAUAGCUAUUUUGAUCUCCAUUAUCACUGCCUGUGCGGGCUUCUACGCCUAUAGAGUUCAUCAUCAAAAACAACUUACCGAAAAGAACGAGUUUGUGCCACUCGUCAUAUACGAGCCAAGUGAGUUUGAUGAGGACGAUUACCAUGCAGACCUAGACCCAAACGCUUUAUAG